This is a messenger RNA of Oryzias latipes (Japanese medaka), 4378 nucleotides long. It is a transcript of the gene ddhd2, whose product is annotated as DDHD domain containing 2. Gene Ontology annotation, cellular component: cytoplasm; COPII-coated ER to Golgi transport vesicle. The record is from RefSeq and is a predicted model, not a curated record. Gene Ontology annotation, molecular function: glycerophospholipase activity; triacylglycerol lipase activity; metal ion binding. Lineage: Eukaryota; Metazoa; Chordata; Actinopteri; Beloniformes; Adrianichthyidae.
UACGCUGACAAAAAACAUUUAUCAAGUCUUUAUGGAAGAUUUGGGCGUUGCUCAAAAGAAGUUUAAAUAAUUCUGUUAAUCUUUCCUUCUUAGGCAGACUAAAUUGAGUUUUCUUUUAUUUUUCCGACUGUACUUUAACGUGUCUCGCUGGCAUUUGACAACAGAUUGUCCUUGGCUAGCCGUGUUAGCAUGAACAAGCUAAACAGCGUACUCAAACUUCCCCGUUAAAGUUUACGUGAAGCUGCAGGUUCCCUGGGAGAGGCCAUCCUGUCGUCGUCGCCCCCUCCUCCCCCUCCCCCCGGGGAAUAACUGACUCGGGCUAAUGUCAUCCAGUCCAAAUGAUCAGGGGGGUCUGUCCCAGGCGGCCUCUAAUGAAAACACCCAAGACCUGUUUGGCAAGCCCACUCAGCCAGGGGCCAAAGCCAACACACCAGAAGAGCAGCCCUCACGCUUGCUAGAUGAGGCCUCUCCUUCAUCCACAUCUUCUUAUGAGAUGGUUGACGAGGAGUCGGUUCCAGACCCGUACAAAGACGUGCAGCCUCACUGGUAUUUCUGUUGUCGGGCUGAUGACAGCACAUCCUGGCUCCCUUUCAGCAGAGAGGACUCUGACAAACUAGAAAACACAUACACCACUGGAAAUCAGGACGAGGAAGUCGUAAUUGCUGUGGAUGGGGAGCGGUACGAUGUACAUGUCAAAGAGAGAAAGCGCUAUGCCGUGUAUUGGGAGCAGGCUCCCACUGAGGUCCGCCGCUGUACUUGGUUCUACAAAGGGGAUAAGGAUACUCGGUUCAUGCCAUACCCUGAGGACUUCAGCAAAAUGCUGGAGGAAGCAUUUAAAGAAGCAGUGACUUCAGACCAGUGGAAGAAGAAAAUUGACUUUCCUACAGGGGAGACGGUCAUCAUACACAACCCUAAACUCAUAAUGCAGUAUCAGCCAAUCGGAUUGCAGGACGACUGGAUUUCCUCUCCGUCAGAGCAGACUCGACCUCGCACCGUCAAGAGGGGAGUUGAUAGUAUCCCUAUUGACAUACCUGAUGGGGAGCCUGAUAAGGUGGAUCAUCUUGUUUUCAUGGUGCACGGCAUUGGCCCUGCUUGUGACUUGCGUUUUAGGUCCAUCAUACAAUGUGUAAAUGACUUUAGGAGCGCCUCGCUGUCCCUCCUUGCGUCCCAUUACAAGCGAGCGCAGCAGGACGGGCUGGUGGGCCGGGUGGAGUUUCUACCUGUCAACUGGCACAGUGCUCUACAUGGGGAUGCCACCGGUGUAGAUGAGGACAUUCAGAGGAUCACUUUACCCAGCAUCAGCAGGCUAAGGCAUUUCACCAACGACACACUAUUAGACCUAUUUUUCUACAACAGCCCAACCUACUGCCAGACCAUAGUAGACACAGUGGCCUCAGAAAUCAACAGGCUUUAUGCCCUCUUUAAGCAGAGGCACCCGGACUUCAACAGGGCUGUUUCUCUCGUGGGCCAUAGCCUAGGUUCUCUGAUCCUGUUUGACCUUCUAACAAAUCAAAAGACGGAAUCAAAAGUACCAUCAGGGGAUCCUUCUUCUCUAAGCAGUAAUACUCUGGAGCAGAUUUUAACCAAACUGGACCUAAAGCAAUACCUGGACAUACUUAAAUCAGAAAACCUUGACCUGGAAUCACUGAGUCUCUGCAAAGACAGCGAUCUUAAAGAUUUGGGAAUUCCUCUGGGACCCCGGAAGAAAAUCUUAAACUACAUCAAGAGAAGGUGGCUCCCAGAGGAGUGCAAGGCAGCAGCAACACUGCAGAUGCAAGAUCCCCAGAUUCCAGGUCACGACGCUGACGAGCUUGCAGGAUUGUCGUCUGAGCAGUCCCGUUUCUACAGAGCGCAGGCUGUCACCAGCGCCGUGGACUAUGAAUACUUCGAUGUCGGCAUUGGACAGAACAAUGGAGGCAUAGCCAAGGGACAGGUCUCCAUUGAUUACCCGCAAUUAGCAUUCCAACCUCAGGCCUUUUUUGCUUUUGGCUCCCCAAUUGGAAUGUUCCUGACGGUUCGUGGACUCAAGCGCAUUGAUCCAAACUACACUUUCCCCACAUGCAAGAGCUUUUACAACAUCUACCAUCCAUACGAUCCUGUUGCAUAUCGGAUUGAACCCAUGAUCGUCUCAGAGGUGGAUCUGGAGCCUAUGCUAAUCCCUCACCACAAAGGCAGAAAGAGAAUGCAUCUGGAACUGAAAGACAGUUUGACUCGAAUGAGUAUGGAUCUGAAGAAUAAUGUACUGGGAUCCCUACGAACAGCGUGGCAGUCGUUUGCCAGAAUACCUGUUGCCGCGCUGCCUUCUGUGGAAGAAGGAGAAACAUCCGCUGAUGCAAACCCCCAAGAGGCACAGGCUUCAGCAGCAGAUAGUAAUGCUGAUGCUAACAAAGGAGACAGAAAUGCUGAUAUUUGGAGUAAAAUACUGGAGUGGCCCGGGGCCAUUCAUACGCAUUACUUAAAAGGCGUCUGUGUGGAGGCAGAGUCCUCCAUGAACGCAGAGCAGACAGAGAAUUCUGAGAUCAAAAUGGGGAUGCUGAAUGGAGGACGAAGGAUCGAUUAUGUGCUUCAAGAAAAACCCAUAGAGAGCUUUAAUGAAUACUUGUUUGCUAUCCAGUCUCAUCUGUGUUACUGGGAAUCUGAAGAUACAGCUCUUCUGCUGCUGAAGGAGAUUUAUGACAAGCUAGGUGUGGCUUUUGAACAGCCACAACAAUAACACUGUUUGAAGCAUGUUUAUGACUGUUUCAUGAAAAUGAAGGAGAAGGUUUGAAGCCACAGACUGGACAAUCAUCUCCGAGAAUGCCUUACUGACUGAGACCCAUCCCACUUUCUCUGACACUGGAGAAUGUGAGGCUGCUGUCAGGUGAUCUUUGUCCAUUUCUUUUCUCUAAAACAGGUUAGCGGGGUCUGCCUGGAGUUUAAUGAAGGUCUAACUUUUGGCUUUAAAAUCUGAUUGCACUUUCCAAAGCCACCUUUUUGCUUUUUCUGCAAUGUUGCAGGUAAUAGAAGUUUUAGGUUAUAAUCUAAUAUGUGUUUGAAAAUGCUCACUAGAAAUCUGAAAACAGCUUUGCACAUGUGGCUUGUCAGUUUGAGUUCUUUUUUUUGUUUUUCAGACUCAUACCGGUAAAAUACACUUUUCUAAGUGUUGUCACAAGAGAAAACAUUAAGCAGGCUUGAACAAAUGAAACAAAGAUUUAACACAAUUAAAAAAAAAAAUUCUAAUUAUUAAGCUUUUCUUGAGCAGUGAAGUGUUUCCUUUAUUAGUCUUGGUUUUUACCUUUACAAAUACCAGAAGCUUUUUGUUGAAGAAAAAAAUGGCUGAUAUGUUGUCUGUUACAAUUUUCCUGGCAGCUAAAUUCACUUUUGCAUCAAAUCUUAAAACUUGGAAACAUUUGCAGUGUUAGAGUGGUGGUAAAUUUGUACCACUCUCAUUUCACAAAGUCCCUCUUUUCAUUAACAAAAUGUGCACUUUGCUACAUUGAUAUUUGAUGUGGUUAAAGUUUGUGUAAGUUUGAUAUCUGUAACAUUUCUGAAUGAAGUAAUCCUGAUUUAUUUUUUUUAACUGAUGUGCAGAGAGUCAGGCUUAGAAACUGUGAGUUUGUCUUGUAAUAUCUGUCAAUACUCCAAGUGUAAGUGUGUAAAUCAUGCUAAUUGCACAAAAAACAUUUCCAUCCACUUCUCUCCACUUCUUUCCGAUGUUCAGAACAUCAUCACACUAACAAAUGUUUUUAUUUCAUUUUCAUAUAUAGUCCAGGCAUUGAGUGUGGGUGCUUUGCUUGUUUUGUAACUUACCCCGACCCGUUGGAUCUUAUCGGAGAAACACACCGGAGCAGCACACAAGUUAGCAGCAUCUAACAAAACCAGCAACCAACUGGUCCUGGAGGAUCAGAAGGAGUUACCUAAUAAACAGUGAUCACUAAACUAGAUGCACUUAUUUCAAUUGAGAGUGUUUCUUUGUAUACUCCAGAUAUCACACAGAGCACAAACAUAUGAAGUGGUCAAAUGUAUUGCAGAUUGAAAAAAAGAAAAUAAAAAGUAAAUAGUUUGAGUUAAAUAUUUAUUUUAAGCUAUGCACUUUCAGAUGUCUGAAGUUCUUUACUAUAAAAUGUUGGACAAUGUUUGAGAUGUAACAUUUCAUCACUUAUUAAAACUGGCUCUUUUUAUUUUAUUCUAUUUUUUUUAUUCCUAUCUGACACAUUGUGGCAUAUAUUGUGAAAUGCAUGUUUAUAUGCAAAACACCAAAUUAUUGACACCAUGACUCCAUAAUGCCAGUUGCAGCAGUUGAUGACAUAUGCCAAAAAGCAGAUGUUUUUCCUGUAAUCACAUACUCAAUAAAUGUGGUUACGUGUUUUAUGUGCCAGAAUAAAACACUACUCCAGUC